This is a messenger RNA of Branchiostoma belcheri (Belcher's lancelet), 2817 nucleotides long. Its product is annotated as protein SFI1 homolog. The record is from RefSeq and is a predicted model, not a curated record. Gene Ontology annotation, molecular function: phosphatase binding. Bases 50 to 2593 code for a protein of 847 amino acids. The transcript is spliced from 18 exons. NCBI's taxonomy places the organism in Eukaryota, Metazoa, Chordata, Leptocardii, Amphioxiformes, Branchiostomatidae.
CUACUUGUCUGUGUUGAAGCUAGCUGUUGUACAGAGAAGACUGAAAGACAUGAAGAACAACCUGGCAAGAGAAACGGCCAACAGAAAGUUGACCAAGGGGGUUUGGGAGAUGUGGGUAAAGAAAUGUGAACACAGAGAAGAACUCAAACUACUUCCUGUAACAAGAAGAGCCAGACAUCACCACAGGCAAGUCAAGUUGAAGAAAACCUGGACCAUCUGGACAGCAUAUGUUCAGUGGAGAAGGCACAGGGAGGCCCAGUACAUACGUGCAGAUGCACACUACGCCUCAAGGUGUCUACCCAGAACCUUAGAGAGAUGGAGAUGGUUUGUGGGGUUGUCUCAAGAAAAGAAGGACAGGCAGCUGAGAGCUGUGACCUUCAGGAGAGAGGCUCUACAGGCGAGGUUCUUCUAUGGCUGGUGGACUGCCACACAACAGAGUAGGGACCUCAGGCUCAUGGAAAGAAUGGCUAUUUUGCAUCACAAUGGAGCAGUCAUCAAGGCCCACCUCAAACUGUGGAGACUCAGAGCAAAGGAAGUUAGGAGAGAGCAGGAGAAAGAGUUCCAAUCUCAGGAGGUGGCUGUACAACACUAUAAGUACCAUCUCUGUCUGAAGGCUGUUCAACAGUGGAAGGACUUCACACUGGAAAGCAUCACCAGACAAGAACAGGACAGACUGGCUCUCCGGCACCAGUACAGAAGACAGUUGAGAAGAGUGUGGACAGGCUGGACACAGUACCUGGACUACAGGAGGUCCAAACUGCAGAGGAAAGCAAGAGGAGACCAGCACUACCAGAAACACAUCCUAGGGAAAGUCAUGCAGGCUUGGAAGUUGUUUCAUGGGCAAGCCAAGAGAGUCAACGCACAGGUUCAACAAAGAGUUCACAAUCACAACAUUGUCACUCUCAGUUGGGCACUGGCAACAUGGCAUGAGAAUGUGAGGACAGAAAGACAAAACCAACACAAGGAAAGCCAAGCUCAGAAACACAGGGAAAGGCAAAUGAUGAAAUUGCUUUUGAAGAGGCAGUCUGAGUGGCUGUGCAGGACUCGGCUCACAGCAAAGUUUUUCCAUCUCUGGAAACACCAGUUAAAGUUGGCAAAUGAUGAAAGGGAAAAGACGACCCAAGCCCUGUGGCACUGGAGUGUGUGUCUCCAGUACAGAACCCUGCAGGCCUGGCUACACUACACGGCAGACAGGAGGAGGAGGGCGGACAGGAUUGCCAUCGCCAUGGAGACCAGGAGGCGGAGACUGCUGAGGGAGGGCGUGGCCCAGUGGCUGGCUAUGGCCACCGACAUGGCCGACAUGAGAUCCAAUAUGGCGGCCCAGAGACAAGCCGAGGUAGCGUAUGGUACAUUCCAGAUAGUGCGUAAAUGUGCCAUGAGAUGGAGGGAGAAGACACUGGCUGGGCGACGGAAUUUAGAUAAGGGGCUCAACAGAGGGGGUAAGACUGCACCUGUAGUUAAGGAUGUUUCUUCUGUGACCAGACCUACCCCAUCUGUAGCCUCCCCUGUAAGACCAAUCCCUGCAGAUGUUACAAGGGGUUUGCAGGUUGUUGACAGGACGAUGGCAGGACCUUAUACUGGCAGGAGGGAUAGACCCAGACCUCGACAUCCAGACUUCCUGGCUGACUCACUCAAGAGGGAGGGACUUCUGCCUAAAGUACCCCGCAAGAUGGACAGGCCCAUCCCUACACCAUGCUACGCACCAGACCAAGAUCUGUACCUACAACAACAGGGGAACAACAUAGUACAAGUCCCUACUGAUAUUGCUGAUCAGCUCACCAGCACAGAUGAGACACCUCCACCAAAGAAACCACCAACUCUUCCCACCAGAGACCCUUCAAUAAACGACAAGACAUCAGGUUCAUUUCAGACUCAAGCAAGAGUGACGGACACAAGGCGCUGUCCUGCUGACAAAGAUCAUGAUCUUGAAAGCACUCCUAGUUCCAGACCAGGGCCUUUUCCUCCACAGUCACUCACAGGAAUGACUGAACCUGAAAACGCAAUCCAAAGAGAGAAGAUGCCAUCCAGUCCACCAAGAGGAGUCAAAGCAGUAGAAGAAUAUGAGCUCAUUCCACCAUCAGCAUUCAUGGUACCAAAGACCGACAAACAAGUUGCAAAUCAAACAAGCCCCAAACAACUGCAAGGAAAGGAUUCAACUCUGAUGCCCCCAGCAGUGUUCACAAGUCCAGGAAAAGAGGACAGUGUGGAAGAUGCUGAGACAAGACGGGUAUCGUAUACAGAUGGACAGAACGAAACAGAGGAAAAAGGAGGAGACAGAAGUAGUCACCCACAAAAUGGACAGAAAACUGUGCUGGAAGAAAUGCUGCACAUUAAGGAAGCCAUGCAGAGGUACAAGGAAAACAGAAAAAGACUCAAGAGGCUUGAGCAGCACUACAAGCAGCUGUCCUCCUGGUUGAAGCAGCAGCAGCAUGUGGAGGGACAGGCUGACGAGGUCCUCCAGCAGGUCAGGCUGGAACUGCAGGAGAUUGAAACAGAGAAGAAUGAAUUAAGCACAAAACUCCAGGAAGACAGGCCUACUAUUGAGACCAUGACAGCCAGGGCACAGGACAUACUUGCUGUGGAAGGGAAUUAAGUUCAUGCAGAAUAGCUAUCUUUUGCAGAGGGGAAACAAGUCAGCAAACCAAAGACGAAACCAAGGGGGUCUAUGAAUCUAUUUUAUUAUCUCUUAUAUACAUUUUUACAUAUUAAUUAUAGAUGAUACAUCUUUACUGCCUUCUUAUUAAUACAAGAACUUUGUUGACGUAACAAAAGUACAGCGACUUUCGUAAGGUCUAAAACUAAAUGUAGACAUACAGA